AUGUCAUCCAUAUCACUCAAUAUAACCCACAACUUCGCCACCAAGAAGGUGACGUUCCCCAAGUCUGCCACGAUCCAUCAGGUGGCCGAGGCUGCUCUUGAGAAGUUUGGCAUUCGAAAUGGUGCCGUGGGCCAGCUCCUCUACAACGACAAACCAUUGGAUAGCUCGUUACCCUUGAGGCUCACUAACCUCACCAACAACUCCAAAUUGAAGUUGGUGCUCAGGUCAGGUGGUGGAAAGGGCACUCCAAUCAACGUCAAAUUGACCAUUAGCUAUCCCGAAGAAUCAAAAACCAUUAUUGGCAAAGUUGAUUCCAGUGUCACAUUGCAUCAAUUGCUCGAACAAUUCGGGUCAAGCAAUAGUAUUGACUUGCUCUCCAAACAAUCUCAAUUGGUUAUACUGAACACCACUUACAACAGUGCCGAUUACCAGCAGAAACAAUUGAAAGCAAUUGUGGGCAAUGUGUCCAGUAUGGUAAUUCGCAUGGUGUUUGUGAAGAGUCAAGACGAGAAUCAAAAGAGGCAGCAAGAGCAAAAAGCUAUUGUGGAGAGACAAUUGCAGUUACAGAGAGAGAGGAACGAGAAAUUGAGAGUAGAGAAGUUAAAGGAGCAAGAGCAACAGGAACAAGCUAGAGCACAAGCACAAGAAGACGAGGAUGUUAACAUGGAGGAUGCCAUUGAUGAAUCUAAAGAAAAGCAAGUUGGGUCAACCUCUAAUUCUAGCCAAUCCAGACCAACAACCGUGGUUCAGAAGCCAACUAACGAAACGCCGGGUGAUUCUUUAAUCGAGCAACCGGAGCAAGAUAAAUUUCAAGAGACAGCCACCGAAUCCCCUCAGCUCUAUCUACCCGAAUCUCGCUCUACCUCGAGCUACGAGAAUCCAGACGAAGAUUAUGAAAUGACUGUUAGCCAGGCCAUGACUUACCAAAAGUUGAUCCAAGACUCCGCCAAGAGGAAGAAGAAGGUUGUGAAUGUUCCUCAAAAGUACAACUUGAGAAUUAAGUUUCCAGACAGAUCGAUUUUGCAAAUCAACUUGCUCCAAGAUGUGCAGUCAAUUAAGUUUGGCCAGCUUUUGAAGAAGAUCGACGAAUUGUUGCUUGAGGAGUUCGUGGGGAAGUAUCACCUCAAAUUGGGAUACCCACCUUUUCAAAAGAUCCAGACCUCCUUUGAUUACAAUAAUACGCUUCUCGUCAAGUUGCCUGAAUUUCAAAGCGAACGUAGUGUGUUUAUUUGGGAGUAUAAUGGCAGUGAGAAGAAGUCCGGACCCUUCGUGAAGCCUGGCGCAAUUGCUGAUAUCAAGACGUCGAGCGAGCUUCCGGAAGUGGUAUUGGAGAGUCACAGAGGGGAAUUACCAGGAGAUGCCACAACUUCGGAGGUCAAACCGGUGCUGGGAUCCACAAGUUCGAAAGAUCCCAAGGCCAAAAGUGGUCCUAAGUUGCCUAGAUGGUUCAAAACCAAGUAG
Messenger RNA from Suhomyces tanzawaensis NRRL Y-17324, 1461 nucleotides. RefSeq lists its product as uncharacterized. The transcript has a single exon. The coding region runs from base 1 to 1461 and encodes 486 amino acids. The record is from RefSeq and is a predicted model, not a curated record. NCBI's taxonomy places the organism in Eukaryota, Fungi, Ascomycota, Pichiomycetes, Serinales, Debaryomycetaceae.